CGGACGGUUGCUCGCAUAGUCCGCGGAGUCACGUGGUCCGGAGGGGUUAAAGAGCCGCAGGCGGCUCGCGCGGUGUCAGAGAGAUGGAGAGCCGGAUUAUUACCCCGGGCCCGUACAGGGCGACCAAGCUGUGGAAUGAAGUCACAAAGUACUUUCGGGCCGGGAUGCCGUUAAAGAGACACCGGCUGCACUUCAAAACGUACGGGAACUGCUUCACGGCGUCGGAGGCUGUGGACUGGCUCCACCACCUGCUCAAGAACAACAGUAACUUCGGGGCGGAGGUGACCCGGCAGCAGAGCGUCCAGCUGCUGCGCAAGUUCCUCAAGAACCACGUUAUCGAGGAUAUCAAAGGGAGGUGGGGGGCAGAGGACCUGGACGACAACAACAACCUUUACCGGUUUCCGUCCAGCUCCCCGGUGAAGGCCGUUCCCAGCCGCCAACCCCUGUGGAAGAGAAGCAGCCUGGAGAACGUCUUCAAGGAGCGAGACAACAUCUUCAAGCUGGCGAGUUUCUCCCGGAAGGUGCCGAGGAAGCGCGCCUCGUCGGAUAAUAAGGAUGAGCAGGAAAACGAAGCGUGUGAGAUGGACGAGGAUCUGGAGAGCGGCACCGAUGGCCCCAAAGAGCUGACGACGAAGGACAUCGAAGAGAUCUGGGGGAGAAUCACUCUGACGCAUCUUCAGAAGAUCUUGGCCUUGCCGUCCCUGGAUGAGGUUUUAAAUCCUGCCCAGAUAAACCCAGGUCACAUCAUGUACAACAUGACACACACGAGUAAACACGGCGUCGUUGUCCUGGAGGAUAAAACGGAUGAUCUUCCUCAUUGGGUUUUAUCGGCCAUGAAAUGUCUUGCAAACUGGCCGAGGAACAACGACCUGAGCCAGCCGACGUACCCCGGGUUCGAGCGCGACGUCUUCAGGACGGUGGCGGACUAUUUCCUGAGCCUCGCCGAGCCCCUGCUUACCUACGAGUAUUAUGAGCUUUUUGUUAAUAUUUUAGUUUUCUGUGGCUACAUAACGGUUCCUAACAGGCCUAACAGAAAGCAUGACGCGUCCGGCCAGCCGUCCUCUAAAACGCUGCGCGCCAACGAGGCAAACUUUAAGUCGACGGAGUGCCUCCUCCUCAGCUUGUUGAGUAAAGUCCCCAACGAGGAAGAGGAAGACGAGGAGGAUCGGAGCUUCGGGGAAAUCGGCAGAGAACACGGAGCGAGCGCGGAUUCCCGGAUGUAUCCGUCUCUGGACAGGAGAGCGAGGGGCGGCCGGCUCGUUGGGGGGAGCUGUCAGAACCUCUCUCUCUCCGCGACGGACGCGCAUGCGCUCUACAAAGUCGGGGUACGGAGCUGUUCUAUGGAACCGAUCGUUGAUUUGCCCUCGGAAUCCGAAGGGGGCUUCUCUGCAGACCGGUCCAGAAAUAAAGCGGGGUCUCUGCUCGCCCUUCCCACCGAUCCCGCGCCUCGCCGGCCCCCUGCUAUUAAGGCGCUGCACGAGGACCCCCGCGGCGGGCAGCUGGACUACAGAAAACUUUCCCGAUCCAAGAGUAUGGGGGACGGUCUCGGAUCCUGUGCCAACAUCAACGCGCCGGUCGCCGAGAUCACGAUCCGGCCCGGCCAGUCUGCGCAACCCUCUGCCCAAAAGCGCCUGCCUUCCCUCACGACGAGCGAGCCGGCGGAUCCUGGGAUCGCGGUCACGAAGAGACUGUGUCACAGCACGAUGGAGCUCUCCGGUCGCGCUCUCGCCUCUAAUGCUUUCCGGCCACAAACCUCCCCAAACUGCACGCAAAGUCUGUUGCAGCCGCACCUGGAGCGGGUCGCCAUCGAGGCGCUGCAGCUCUGCUGCCUCCUUCUCCCGCCUCACAACCGCAGAAAGCUGCAGCUGCUGAUGAGAAUGAUCUCGCGCAUGAGCCAGAACGUCGACAUGCCGCGGCUCCACGACGCGAUGGGCACCAGGUCGCUGAUGAUUCAGACGUUCUCUCGAUGCGUCCUGUGCUGCUCCGAGGAGGUCGACCUGGAUGAGUUACUUGCCACGCGGCUCGUCUCCUUCCUGCUGGACCAUCACCAAGAUGUCCUCCAAGUGCCGUGUUACCUACAGACCGCCGUCCAGGACCACAUACAGUAUCUGCAGAGAGCACACGCGAAAGCGCCGGACGCCGCUCCCUCGUAUUAUUUUUGUAAGCAGAUCAGCCGGCAGGAGUUCGAGGCGCAGAGAUUCGCCACCUCGCAGGCUGCCAUCGAAGAGCUUCUGGAAAGCAUCGUCCGAGACAGACGUCUGUCCGCCAAGGACAAGAAGAAAAAGCUCAAGCAGUUCCAGAAAGAAUACCCCGAAAUUUACCACAGCCGCUUCCCGACCACAGAAAGCGAAGCCAAGCUCUUCGGAGACAAACCUACGAUAAAGCAGCCGAUGCUGGUCCUGAAGAAGCCAAAGUUUCGGGGUCUGAGACAUUGACCCGCGGCGGGGAACGUCUAACCGGAAACAAAGCCAUGCGCUGCAGCUUCCCAGUGCGGCCCCUGUUUACAUUUAACAUUCAGUGUUUUUUAAUGGUGUCGGACGC
Spea bombifrons (plains spadefoot toad) is the source of this 2541-nucleotide messenger RNA. It is a transcript of the gene DEPDC1, whose product is annotated as DEP domain containing 1. The transcript has 12 exons. Gene Ontology annotation, biological process: intracellular signal transduction. Gene Ontology annotation, cellular component: transcription repressor complex; nucleus. The record is from RefSeq and is a predicted model, not a curated record. Lineage: Eukaryota; Metazoa; Chordata; Amphibia; Anura; Pelobatidae. Bases 84 to 2435 code for a protein of 783 amino acids.